Molecule: messenger RNA, 309 nt
Organism: Pseudomassariella vexata
Lineage: Eukaryota; Fungi; Ascomycota; Sordariomycetes; Amphisphaeriales; Pseudomassariaceae
Exons: 1
Source: RefSeq, a predicted model, not a curated record
AUGGCUGAACACGCUCUUAAACUUAAUCACUGGUCCCCCGACUAUCGUCGCGAUCCGCAAUGGCGUUGGCCGUGGUGGGAAUUUGACCUCGACCCGGAUACAGCAUUUCACAACCUGUCGCGACAGUACAACACAUAUUCGCUGCCGAUCCAGGCGCCGCAAGCCUUCCACCUUGACCUUAUCGAUAUUGCGAACGAAGCUAACAGCCUCGAUGACCUUCAUGCGCGACUUUCGGAACGAAGCACUGCACGGCAGACGGAGGUAUUCAAGGCCUGGAGAAAUGCGGCCAUCCAACUCGUCGCCGCGCCC